This is a messenger RNA of Astyanax mexicanus (Mexican tetra), 2817 nucleotides long. It is a transcript of the gene kcnj5, whose product is annotated as potassium inwardly rectifying channel subfamily J member 5. The transcript is spliced from 4 exons. Gene Ontology annotation, molecular function: G-protein activated inward rectifier potassium channel activity. The coding region runs from base 74 to 1324 and encodes 416 amino acids. Gene Ontology annotation, biological process: potassium ion import across plasma membrane; regulation of monoatomic ion transmembrane transport. Lineage: Eukaryota; Metazoa; Chordata; Actinopteri; Characiformes; Acestrorhamphidae. Gene Ontology annotation, cellular component: plasma membrane. The record is from RefSeq and is a predicted model, not a curated record.
AGCUCAGAACAAUGCCUCCACGCCGCAGCAUCCACCACAGCACCCGGGCGGAGGUGUGCAGCUGAAGCAGAGGAUGGCAGGAGACUUUUGUGUUCACAUGGACCACAACAUGGAGACAGGAGUGACGCCCAGUGAGGUGAAGAAGCUCCCAAAACACCUGAGGGAGGCGCAGAGCUCCACAGAUCGUACCCAUCUGAUCGCAGACUCACUGAAGAAGCCAAGGCAGCGCUACGUCCAAAAAGACGGCAAGUGCAACGUGCACCACGGCAACGUUCAGGAAACCUACCGCUAUCUCAGUGACCUCUUCACUACCGUGGUGGACUUGCGCUGGCGCCUCAGCUUCUUCAUGUUCACUCUGGUCUACGUGCUGAACUGGCUGUUCUUCGGUCUCCUCUGGUGGCUCAUUGCUCUGAUUCGAGGAGAUCUUUGGCACCUAAAUGAGGAGGGAUGGACUCCCUGCGUGGAGAACCUCAACGGUUUCGUCUCUGCUUUCCUGUUCUCUAUCGAAACAGAGACGACUAUAGGCUACGGUUACAGGGUGAUCACAGAGAAGUGUCCUGAAGGAAUCAUCCUGCUCCUGGCGCAGGCCAUUCUGGGCUCCAUCAUUAAUGCCAUGAUGGUGGGCUGCAUGUUUGUGAAGAUUUCUCAGCCCAAGAAUCGAGCAGAAACUCUCAUGUUCUCAAACAAGGCAGUGAUCUCAGUGAGGGACAGUAAACUGUGCCUGAUGUUUCGGGUGGGAGACCUGCGUAACUCUCAUAUAGUAGAAGCUUCAAUCAGAGCCAAGCUGAUCCGCUCAGAGCAGACCAAAGAGGGGGAGUUCAUCCCCCUCAACCAGACCGACAUCAACAUCGGCUUCGAUACGGGAGACGACCGCCUCUUCCUGGUGUCGCCCCUCAUCAUCUCACACGAGAUCAAUGAGAAGAGCCCCUUCUGGGAGAUGUCUCAAGCACAGAUGGAGAAGGAGGAGUUUGAAGUGGUGGUGAUCCUGGAGGGAAUGGUAGAGGCCACAGGCAUGACUUGUCAGGCACGCAGCUCGUAUCUGGACUCGGAGGUUCUGUGGGGUUAUCGCUUCACUCCUGUUCUCUCACUGGAGAAAGGCUUCUAUGAAGUGGACUACAACAACUUCCACAACAUCUAUGAAACCAACACGCCCUCCUGUAGCGCCAAAGAGCUCGCAGCCAAACAGAGAGACAGCCAGCAGCCUUCCCACAUCCCCCCGCCCAGCUCCAAACCCAGACCCCACGCCCUGGACCCGAGCGAGCAGGAGAAAACGCAGGGAAACACCAACAACGGCUCAGCUAACACUCAGGAGCAGAGUCCCUGAGAAAAGCUCCAGAGUACAUACUGAUAAGAGCCUAUUUCCAGCUUCUAUAGACUGAUCCCUGACACUAAACCAAAGAAAUAAAUACACUUCACUUCACAUAUAUUUUUACUCCAGUUGACAGUACAUACAGUGUAUCACAGAAGUGAGUACACCCCUCACAUUUCUGCAGAUAUUUAAGUUUAUCUUUUCAUAGGAAACACUGACAAAAUGACACUUUGACACAAUGAAAAGUAGUCUGUGUGCAGCUUAUAUAACAGAGUACAUUUAUUCUUCCAUCAAUAUAACUCAAUAUACAGCCAUUAAUGUCUAAACGACCCGCAACAAAAGUGAGAACACCCCUAAAUGUCCAAAUUGAGCACUGCUUAUCAUUUUCCCUCCAAAAUGUCAUGUGACUCGUGUAACUAGAUCUCAGGUGUGCAUAGAGAGCAGGUGUGUUCAAUUUUGUAGUACAGCUCUCACACUCUCUCAUACUGAACACUGAAAGUUCCAAAGUGGCACCUCAUGGCAAACAACACUGAGAAUCUUACAAGACAAAUUGUCUACACAACACGAAGAUGGCCAAGACUACAAGGAGAUUGCCAACACCCUGAAACUGAGCUGCAGGACAGCGGCCAAGAUUAUCCAGCGUUUUAAAAGAGCAGGGUUCACUCAGAACAGACCUCGCUUUGGUCGUCUAAAGAAGCUGAGUGCACGUGAAGCUCAGCAUCAUGUUUAAAAGCUGUCUUUGAAAGAUUUUUGAAAGAAGCAUUGCUGCAGAGAUUGAAGAGGUGGGGGGUCAGCUUGUCAGUGCUGGUCUGCAUGACUGUCACCCCAGAAGGAGCCUCUUCUGAAGUCUGUACACAAAAAAGACUGCAAACAGUUUGCUGAAGACAUGUCAACAACUGGAACCAUGUCCUGUGGUCUGAUGAGACCAAUAUUAAUGUGUUUAGUUUAGAUGGUCUCAAGCAUGUGUGGCAACAAUCAGGUGAGGAGUAUAAAGAUAAGUGUUCAUUUCUACAGUUAAGCAUGGUGGUGGGAGUGUCAUGGUCUGGGGCUGCGUGAGUGCAGCAGGUGUUGGGGAGUUACUGUACAUUUCAUUGAGGGACACAUGAACUCCAGUAUGUACUGUGUGAAAUACUGAAGCAGAGCAUGAUCCCCUCCCUCCAGAAACUGGCUCACAGGGCAUGAUAAUGUGUUCCAGCAUGAUAAUGACCCCGAACACACCUCUAAAACAAGCACAGCUUUAUUGAAGAGGCUGGGGGUAAAGGUGAUGGACUGGCCGAGCAUGUCUCCAGACCUAAACCCAACAGAACAUCAUUGGUUCAUCCUCAAGCUGAAGGUGGAGGAGUGUAAAGUCUGGAAUAUCCGCAGCUCAGAGAUGAUCGUCAUGGAGGAGUGGAAAAGCGUUCCAGUGGAACCUGUGAAGCUCUGGUAAACUCCAUGCCCAGUUGAGUUAAGGCAGUUCCUGGAAAAUAACUGGUUUAGACAUUAAUGGCUGUAUAUUGAGUUAUUUU